UCCCACCAUUCACCUUCUUGUCUGUUCUCUUCCUCCCAUUCUCCAGACCGCAGACCAUUACCACCCACCGUCCUCCCACCUCCGACUCUGCUUGAGUCUCUUCGCUUCCACGUCGGUACAUCCGGACGAAUUCCUCGGUGAACGUCUACCGAUUGUCAGGCUAAACAUAGCCCAGCAUUUUUUGGAUUCCGCUUCAGAUCGGAAAUUGUGAUUCCGCCUUGAUCUCCAGGCUAUGGAUACUCUAAUCUGGAGCCAGCGGUGGCAGCGGAUGCGAACACGAUUCGGCGUAUGGCAGCCCGCGCUCCUCCUCAUCAGCGGCAUCGGAAUGCUCACUGUCAUGAGCAUGUUGGUAUCGCUGUGGACGUGGAACGACGACAAUCCCGACAGCCUCCGAUCGCGGCUGUUGUACAGGGACUGGGCCAAGUCGGUGGUGGCCGUUUGCAGCGCUCUGCUGCGAACAUGCAUGGCCGUGCAGCUGGGAAUCUGCUGCGUGAUGAUGGCGACGGUGGCCUUCGAGAAGGACUGCGUACUCCUGUGCGAUGCCGCGUCGAUGUCGAUCAACCGGUACACGGCGGCGUCGCCGUGGAUUUUGGUUCCCCCCAUUCUGCGCGGCGCGCGCGUCAGCAAGAACUUCGGGAUUCUCUUUCUGAUCGCCGGGUUGUCGUUGAUUGUUGUACUCUCGCAGCUAAUGUCGGCGAUCCUCCUGUUGGAUCUGGACCAGAAAUACGUGCUCGGCCCCGAGGUCGAGGAUACAUACUACCGCCAGGUCAAUGUCUACGACUUGGCCAGCUCCAACCCGUUGGCACAGCGGCCGCAGUCGUUCCCGCGGUUCUCAGAGUGGACGAAACCUCCCAUCUCCAUCUCCGAGGGCCCCCUGGGAAGGGGACUGAACGACACGGGCGCGACGGUGAGAGCGUUUACCGAAGUGCAGAACGCGACUGACAGGUCCUCCCUCCUGUCGUACAAGGGCCGCGGCGGGAUUGCAGAGGCACAUGUCCUCUGCGUUUCGCCGGACGUGCACAACAUUACCUACCACGCGCCGGAUCGUAUAACCGGCCGACUGACUUCGGACUUCCUGUACCGCUCCACCGGCGAGCUGCAACGGCAAGGCUCGUACCGGUGGAACGGAGCACAGCCCCCCUCCGAUUUGAGCUUCGGUUUCAACUGCACGCUCGGCGACGAGAUCAUCAUCUGCCCGCUUCGGCCACCGGCGGUACUCGAUUGUCCAGGCUUCCCGACCCAAUGUCUUCUCGCCCCCACCAACAUAUGGUUCCUGGUCAUUAUGGAAUCCGACAGCCUCACGUGGCGCGUAGUGGGCAACACCCGUCUUCCGAUCGACGAGACGCUCCCGCGGCACCUCUACAACACGUCCAACUUCCGCUUCGACGGGAGCGAGUGGACGUCAUCCACAAUCGCGGACUGGACCCUGGCAGACCCAGCGUACGCGGAAGCGCAAGCCUUCAACACCCAAAUGUCUUUAUGCACCAUCUCCGCCGGAAACACAAUUGCGAACAUCUCCUCGAGGGCCGAUCGGCGCGCGGAUGAGCCAGAGAUCGCACCGUACGCCGCCCUUAGCGAGUUCUCGGCCACAGCGGGAAUCGAGAAGCAGCUCUCGUCGGACCGCAACCUGACCGACCGGGGCGUCAUGCAGCUGGUCAGCUACGCGAUGGGCGCAUACACGAACUUCACGGAGGUGAUCCAGAGCAUCCGGGGCGGGUACCGGGGGCGUCUGCUACAGGAGCCACUCGACACCUUGUACGAUGCCUCCGUGCAGCUCGAGAGCGUGAACGAGGUGUACAGCAGCAUCCUAACCGGGAUCUUCGGCUACUCCAACACGACGGUGGCAUUCGUCCUCCAAUCCCUCUCCACGCUCCUAACCUCGAGCGCUUUCUACGACGAGCUCUCGAUCCCCGCCACGCUGUGGCACUCCAUCGCCGCACUGCCAGAAGCAGACCGCUUCGGCAUCACGAUCGACGCGCGCAACCUGACGCGUCUUACGCAGAGCACGAAGCGCCGACAGGUGCCGACCGCGUUCACAGGGCUGUACAUUGCCGCCGGCAUCGUCGGCUUGCACCUUGCAUGUAUCGGCGUGGUCUUCUGGAUGUACUUCUCGUGCAAGGCCGACGGAUAUCUCGCGCAGGCGUGGCAUACCGUCGGACAGCUGCAUAGCGGCGAGGCGCAGGGGUUCCUAAGCCAGGCCCACGGCCUAGGCGAUCGGGAGGUUGCCGCUCUCCCCGCCGCCAGCGCGAAGUGGCGGCAGGUAGUGCAGUUGUCGAAGGAGAAGGGGAUCGUGCUGAAGAGUGAGAGUGGCGUGCAGAAAGUCACCGAUGCUCUGCUGGGGGCGGAGCGGACGACGAAAUGGGAUGGCAAUGGGAGGAAGACUACAACCGAGGUGCGCGCGUCGGAGUAGGAGCGGCGAAAGCGGAUGAAUGGUAUGCUCGAGAAGCUGGGAAGGGUAGUGUUGAGCAGGCAGGGAUUUGGCGGGGGAGGAUCACCGGGGAUGGAGGGCCAUGGCAGGGGGCGGUGCCGGGAGGAUUAUCACAA
Messenger RNA from Tricharina praecox, 2544 nucleotides. RefSeq lists its product as uncharacterized. Bases 233 to 2410 code for a protein of 725 amino acids. The transcript is spliced from 3 exons. NCBI's taxonomy places the organism in Eukaryota, Fungi, Ascomycota, Pezizomycetes, Pezizales, Pyronemataceae. The record is from RefSeq and is a predicted model, not a curated record.